UACGAAAUCAUUCAUACUACGGUUAUAUUGUAUUGCGAUAAUUCAAAUUUUUGAAAUUAGGUAAAUAUAGAUAAGAAAUCCAGUGCCCUCUUUUACCGAUACAUAAAACUGUUAUCAGUAGCCUAUCACUUUUUGUUUUUUUAAUAAAGCUAACAAAGAACUAGAAAUCAUAAUAAAAAUAUAGGAUCAUUUUAAUACUACCUAGAUAAGAAUUUUAUUUCACAAUUAUUUUUCAAUUUUACCAAUAAAACAAUAUUGCAUUUAUCGUAGCCGGCUGUAAAUACACAUAUGCAAAUUAAUUACAAUUCCUAAAGCAUGAGUGGCGGUACGAAGAAAGGAACUAUGAAAGUACACGUAUCACUUGACGACUUUUAUAAAGUGUGUUUUGCCAAUAUUUAAAAGAGCCAUAAAAUUAAAAUGAUAUCGCUGGGUCUUUUACUUCUUUAUGCUAUUGUAUUUGCAAUAAUAUGUGUAAUUUUGUUUGUGAUGGUACUGUAUGUGAUAACAGAACCAUAUCCGAAAAUAUGGCGACAUGAAAAAGAAAAAUAUUUUUUCAAUCCAAAAACGGGAACAAGAGAAGCUUUUCCUUCUUUAUAUGAUAAUUGGAAUAUACAUCUAAGUGUAAUAGUACCUGCAUACAAUGAAGAAACAAGAUUGCCUCUAAUGUUAGAUGAAUGUUUGGAAUAUUUAAAUCGUCGAUUGAAAAAUGGAUGUACUUAUGAAAUAAUUAUAGUUAGUGAUGGAAGCACAGAUAACACUGUGAAGAUUGCACACAAAUAUGCAUUAAAACAUGAAAACAUUAGAGUACUAGAACUUGUUAAAAAUAGAGGAAAAGGUGGUGCAGUAAGACUAGGUAUAUUAAGUGCAAGAGGUAGUGCAAUACUAUUUGCAGAUGCAGAUGGUGCUACCAAGUUUGAAGAUUUGGAAAAGUUAGACGAAAGUUUGAGAAGUAUUUUAGGAUUUGAUUAUAUGAAUAAACCAGAUGAAGUGAGUUCUUCUCAUGCAGUUGUAUGUGGGUCUAGAGCUCAUUUGGAAAAAGAAGAAACUGCCAAAAGAACCUUUUUCCGAUUGCUGUUAAUGCAUGGAUUUCAUUUCUUAGUAUGGUUUUGGGGUGUCAGAGGUAUCAGAGAUACACAAUGUGGUUUCAAGCUUAUAACAAGAGAAUCUGCAAGAACUAUAUUUCAAGCCCUGCAUGUUGAAAGAUGGGCAUUUGAUGUAGAAAUAUUAUAUAUUGCAAGAGUUCUAGACAUUCCUAUUACUGAAAUUCCUGUUCAUUGGACAGAAAUAGAAGGAUCUAAGAUAGUACCAUUCUGGAGUUGGUUACAGAUGGGUAGAGAUCUAUUUUUUAUUUGGUGCAAGUAUAGAAUUGGUGCAUGGAGAAUAAAAAGAUCCAAGAAAACAUAACAUAGAUGCAUACACAAGUAUCUAUGAAAAAUAACAAUAUUCUAUUUAUAGAAAUUAAAGAAACAUCUAUCAUAUUUGAUGUGAUAAUCAUGAUAUACUUUUCCUUUGUAAGGAAAGUUUAUGAAUCUACAGUGUUGUAAUAAAUUCGAUUUUAUUCAACGAUUACACGUUAAAAGUAUAAUAAAUUAUUAUACAUGCAAUACAACCUUUUAAAAUUAUUAUUUUAGACUAAGCUUUGCAGAUGUUACCUAUUGUUACAUUCAAUCUUUUCUUUAUACAAGUACUGUAAUAUGUAACAAUUACCACGUAUAAAUAUUUUAUAAUUAAAAAUAA
This is a messenger RNA of Osmia bicornis bicornis, 1737 nucleotides long. It is a transcript of the gene wol, whose product is annotated as dolichyl-phosphate beta-glucosyltransferase. Bases 418 to 1404 code for a protein of 328 amino acids. Gene Ontology annotation, cellular component: endoplasmic reticulum membrane. Lineage: Eukaryota; Metazoa; Arthropoda; Insecta; Hymenoptera; Megachilidae. The record is from RefSeq and is a predicted model, not a curated record. The transcript has 5 exons.